GUACUGGUCAGCCAUAGACUUGUUUUGACUAAACACGUCAUAGCGUUGUAUUUAUCAGAGCAAGUACAUAUCUAUAUGAAUCUUAACUAUGUAUGUACACAUAACAAGUUUUUCUCAAUUACUCGAGCGGUGUUUUUAUGUAUAAUUACACCACACCACGUUUUCUUGAAUUUUCAAUUUUAAGAGUAUUUUAUUAGUCAACGUGUGUUAUUUUCAUCGUGAGUAGUUCAAUAUUUGUAUAGUUAUUCGAACAUAUAUAAUUAAAAUUCAAUAUUCAGUGGGUUGUAUUUAAAGUUUUGAUUUGAAAAAACGACCGGUUCGUUUUAAUUAAUCACUCAAAAAUAUCUAAUAAGACUAUUAAUAAAGUCAUGCAGAAGUCUUCAAAAGUUCAUCAAGACGACGAUAAAAAUAAUUCGGAGGUACAAAUCAUCGGUUUCUCGAAAAACACUAAUACCAAUGAACAAUUGGCUUCGAAACAAUCGAAUAUAGCAAGGCUUGGUUCUGCUGACAAUAAUCAACGGAGUAAUUUGCCAAAGAAUUUUAAGAGCAAGUUACCAACAAGUGCCACCAAGUCCAAAUCAUUGAAGACAUUACCAACUUCAAGCAGUAUGGAUUCUCAAGCUUUUAAUAAAGGUGAUAAAAUUUCGACUCCGGCAGCAUCCUCUACUGACAAUUUAAAAACUCGCUCAUCAAUUAAAACACAAAAUCAAGAAACAAAAGAGCCGACAGUUCAGUCUAAGGGGAGUAAAAAAGAUUUGUCUAAACACAAAAACAAACAUGAAGAUAAUUCAGAAAAAGAGCCAAAAACUCAAAAUGAAGCUGUAACUUCGAAUGUUAACGGUUCUAAUAACGAAUGCGAAAUAAUAAUAUCAGAGCAACCACAACAAAAAACAACAGAAGAAAAUUCGACGAAAGACAACAAUGAUGAUAAAGUAAAUUUGAUCGAAACACAGGAUAAUACAGACAAUCAGCUAACAACUGAAUGCAAAGGUGAAUUAAAGAAAAAUUCAAACGGCUAUGAAAUAAGCGAUGAUACAAAUGAUAAAUUGCAAGAAGACCAAUCCGUUACUGCGGUAAAUAAAAAUAUUGAAACGGUAGAAACAGAACGUAGUGCAGUGUCAAUUUCUACCAACACUGAAAAUUUACCUAGCAAUGAUAAUCAAUCACAGUUAGAUACUGUCGAAUCCACAACAUCAGAAUCGGUUCCAACAGAAAAAGAGCAGUCGAACAAGUUCGAAGAUAAUUUUCAAGCUAAAGAAGAUGAUGUAUCCUUCAUUUCCUAUAACUCGACUAUAAUGUUGAAAGACGUGCAAAUAAAACUGAAUGAUUGUCUUAAAGAUAAUUCAAAAUUAAUGGAUGUCACGGAUCCAAAUGCUUCGAUGUCAGAGUCGUUCAGGGACCUGUCAUUUGGUCGCACAUUGCGAAAAAUAUCUGGAAGGAAUUCCAUAGGACGUUUAAAGCAUGUAACUUUACGUCAACGUCAAAUGUCUCCUAAUGAUUCACUUUUUGUUAACACUUCAAAUGUGUCGUUCUCCCAUGAUCGUUCCACUUUUAUGUCUGAACUCUCAGAUUCUCCAGAUCCAAACAGUAGUCGAUUAAACAGAAAACGCAAGUUGACUGAAAAUGACCAUUCUGUGAAAAAAUUCAAAACUGAUCAAAAUUACAGUAUAUUGAAUACUUCACUUGAAUAUUUAAAAAAUCUCAGAAAACCUAUUCAAGUUUCUACACCCAAGGCGCAGGGAUACAAAUUCGAGUAUGAUAAGAAACCUAACAAUAGUGAUAGUACAACUGACAUUGCAGAAGAAGCUACUGAAACUAAAAAAUGGUGUCUCAUCAUGUGAGACAAAGUAUAUAUUAUUAAUAUAUAUAACAUCAUUUAUAAAAAUUUGUAAAAUUUUAAUGAAACUGAGAUAUUUUAAUAAUCGGUUUUAACGAUUAAUACAUUACUUAUAUUUUAUUUUUCAUUCAUACCUAAGUUUUCAUACAUAAUUAAAGUAGCUUCCUCAAAUCAGUAAUUGCAAUUAAUCUAAGAACUGAAAUAAAUAUACGAUUUUUAUAAUUGAUAUCAUAUGA
Molecule: messenger RNA, 2073 nt
Organism: Cotesia glomerata
Lineage: Eukaryota; Metazoa; Arthropoda; Insecta; Hymenoptera; Braconidae
Product: tanabin-like
Exons: 4
Coding region: 369-1841 (490 amino acids)
Source: RefSeq, a predicted model, not a curated record